Messenger RNA from Neurospora crassa OR74A, 2922 nucleotides. RefSeq lists its product as hypothetical. Lineage: Eukaryota; Fungi; Ascomycota; Sordariomycetes; Sordariales; Sordariaceae. The coding region runs from base 65 to 1579 and encodes 504 amino acids. The transcript has a single exon. The record is from RefSeq and is a predicted model, not a curated record. Gene Ontology annotation, biological process: peptidyl-lysine monomethylation. Gene Ontology annotation, molecular function: protein-lysine N-methyltransferase activity. Gene Ontology annotation, cellular component: nucleus.
CUUCACUUCAACCUCCCCAAUACCACACACGUCAUAUCACCACCGACAACGAGGACGUGCAAAGAUGGAGUCGCCACACAAAGAACGGUUCGAGGCGCUCUUGGAUUGGGCCCAUAAGCACGGCGCAAGUCUGCACCCUUUGCUUGAGGUGUACGAGGACGAGGUCACAGGGUUUUCGCUACGCGUCAAGCCAUCGGCCACUGAACGGCUAGGAAGUGGCUUCAAGGCCGUCUCCUGCCCGACCUCCAUCACACUCUCUUACCUCAACGCUCUCACUGACGGACCCAUUACACCGUCUUCGACGACGCCGGCCCCCAACACUAAAAAUCCUGCAUUUCCGGAGCGUUUCAUGAACUCCCUCCCGCCGCACGUCAUCGGCCGCUUCUACCUGAUUCAGCAAUACCUCAAGGGCAAGUCCUCCUUCUGGGCGCCCUACAUUUCCACCCUGGCCGACCCCAGCCAGCUUGACAAGUGGGCACUGCCUCCCUUCUGGGCCGAGGACGACAUCGAGCUGCUCCAGGGCACCAACGCUUAUAUCGCCAUCCAGGAGAUUCAAAACAACGUCAAGUCCGAGUACAAACAGGCACGCAAGAUCCUCAAAAAGGAAGGCUUCCCCGACUACCGCGAAUAUACUCAGGUGCUCUACAACUGGGCGUACUGCAUGUUUACCAGCCGCAGCUUUAGGCCUUCGUUGGUCCUGUCGGAGUCGGCGAGGGAGUACGUCGAGCGGCUGCUGCCGGAGGGAACAAAGAUUGAUGACUUCUCCGUGUUGCAGCCCCUGUAUGACAUUGGCAAUCACUCCUGGGAUGCCUCGUAUACAUGGAACCUGACUUCAGAGCCGAGCGCGUGCGAACUGAUCUGCAACGAUAGUUAUGGCCCCGGUCAGCAGGUAUUCAACAAUUACGGGUUCAAGACGAACAGCGAGUUGUUGCUAGGCUAUGGCUUUAUCAUCGACCCCAAAGACCUCUCUACUGGUGUCAGGAACCAAGAGACAUGGAGGCCGCACAACGAUUAUAUCCAUGUGCGAAAGAGACAACAUCCGGGCGAUACGCAGGGCAAGGGCGGUGAGCCGCAGGACUUCUUAAUUUGUCGCGAGGACUUCUGGCAGGGUUAUUCUUGUCGGAAUCGCAUGGGAUCUGAUUUUGUGCCCAACGCGCUUCAUUACCAAUCGCAUUUCAGCCACUGGGAUGGCAGGCUUAUCAAUGAUAUGGUGUCGAUGAUGGCUACCUCGAAGCAGUUGGAGUUGUUUGCCAAAUUGCCAAAUCAUAGCCUCGGCGAUGGUUCUCUUGGGGAGGAGCUGGACCCGUUGGUGGGCAUGCUAAAAGCUACAUUGGCGCAGAAGAUUGAGAGGGACUUUGUCGAGUUCUGUUAUGGCAGGCCGAACGGAGGAGAGAAGUGGGAGCCGGAAACCGAGCGACAGGACUUGGUGCGACGGUACAGGGAUGGAUAUGAGAUGGUUUUUGUCAACGUGCUGAAGGCAUUCAAGUAUUCCAAGGAACAAAUCAUGGCGCUUAAGGCGGCAGCACAGGAGGAGGUGGGAGACGAAGAGGAGGAUGAGGAGAUGGAAGAUGGCAACUGAGACCACCCCUCACGAUGUAAAAGCCCUACACAACAACCAAAAACUCGCACACAGAAUAGCACGACAUGUGCCCCGUGCUACCCAGCCGAUACCUCAGAUCGCAAACCGACUUGACCAAGCGUUGACCACCUCCGCUUACUCCUACGGAUACCACGUCUGAACCGCAUAAACAAACAAAUGCGCCUGCUUCGGCCUCAAGAUCCCCACCUCCACCGCUUUCGACGCAAACUUCCUUGUCGUUUCCCACUCGAGCCGAAACCCGAACUGCCGAACUGCCUCCAACACCUGGCUUCGACUUCAACUCGAUACCGUAACCGACCUUCCCAUUCACCCAAUCAGCUCUCCCUCGACUUCCAUUGGGACCGUACCCAAUGAAAACAACCCGCCUUUCUCUCAGCCAGCAAAUAUUUUCUCAAUCACAUCUCUAAUCUCAUACGUCUCAAAUCCAGGCAGCAAAGAGAAAUACACCGUUACGGCAUGAUACCCCUCCGGAUCUCCCUUCAUUACUUCCGACCCUGACUGCCUCUUCCUGUGCCUUGAAAGAACGGAUCAUCCCUCUCUGACUCAAACUUCCUAACAUCCGCCUCCACGAACUUCGCCCUCCCAUCGGUAUACAACGAAGCGACAUUCUCCUUUGCGAAGUCGAUUGCGGCAGGAUAGAGAUCAACCACAGGAGUGGAUGGCCUGCUUCCGCGAGGGAGGAGCAAUCAAACGGCCGGUCAUGCUGCUGAUGUCCAGGACAUGUUUCCCUUUUGUUGAAGGGUUGGGGAGGCAAGGAAUCAUGGAUCCAGGACGAGGGUAAGAGGAAAAGGCUUCAUGGUGGGCGAGUUGGGACAGGAGCCAGGAGAGAGACGAGUCGCGGGCGGGAAUGUUGGCGAAGGCUAGUUUCUCAGAGGAGCAGAGGGUCGUGAACAGGGUGUUGUUGGAGAGAGGGGUGGGGGUCUGGUGGACGUGGGUCCUUCGACUUCCUACCUCUACGCUGGUGAGGCUAAAGGCGGUUGUUGACUGCAAGACAUAUCGGGUUCGUUUGGCCCGGUGAUGAUGAAGAUCGGUACCAGAAACGAAAUGUCAAGACGGCGAGAUCGUGGCCGACGACUGUUGGGUCUGUUUUAUACUCGUACAGUACAGAUAUGAGCUGAGCCCGGAAAACGCACACGAUCACUGGACGACAGUAGCAGGGCUACCACACCUCGGACUCUGUCUGCAUGAAGGGGUCAUCUAGGAGGGCCGCCGCGAGUCACACUGCGGACUUUCGCAUCGCGUCAAAUCUCUUAUGUACGUUAUUCUGCCAACAUAUAUGUAGUGAAGAUGAAAACACAAAUACCACCAAAUCUAUCCCAACC